Blastocystis hominis is the source of this 507-nucleotide messenger RNA. RefSeq lists its product as hypothetical. The record is from RefSeq and is a predicted model, not a curated record. The transcript has 2 exons. Lineage: Eukaryota; Bigyra; Opalinata; Blastocystidae. Gene Ontology annotation, molecular function: phosphoprotein phosphatase activity. The coding region runs from base 1 to 507 and encodes 168 amino acids.
AUGAAGCCAUCUCUGGAGAGCAUUGGUGUCACUAUCCUUCGCCAAAACAAGUACGUUUCAUUUUACGUAUACAAACGACCCUACCUUGAUGAGUUUUUGAACCAGGUUUGCCAAUGGUUCGAUGUCGCUAUCUUCACAGCUGGAGAAAAGCCGUACGCUGACGCCAUUCUCAACGUAAUCGAUCCCAAGUGCCACAUCCAGCGACGGUAUUAUAAAGAGAAUUGCAGUUUGGUGGAUGGAAGAUAUGUGAAACGAAUCGAGACUGUGAAUUCUGCGCUCGAAACCGCAAUGCUGGUGGACAACAAUCCGGAGUAUUACCGAAUGGACAAGUGCAAUGCGAUUUCGAUAACAAGCUGGUAUGGAGACGAUAAGGAUAAGGAACUGAAGUAUUUGCUCCCUUUUUUGGAUUUAAUGCGAACUGUUGAAGAUGUUCGUUCAGUGCUUAAUUUAAACUGUUGGACUGUUUGUUUGAAAAGAGUGGGAGAAGCGAUAGAUGAGAAUGAAUGA